AUGUACCUUGCUAGCUGGAAGGAAUUCCUUCCAGCUGUUGAGCAUGUACCUCACUGGCUGGAAGGAAACCCUUCCAGCUGGUCCCUCGCCAGCCCUUUAAAAGUUGGGUAUCCGUGGAUAAACGCUCGGAUACCCGCUGCGGCCGAUGGAAUAUACCCGCCAGCGGGUGCGGAUGCGGAUGCGGAUGGCCAAUUUGCCGGAAAAAGCAGCCAGAUAUCCGGAUUCAGAGUAACCAUCUCUAUUUCCUUGUCUAAGACUGUUUCGAAAUUGAUUGCUAAAGAAGAAGCUUCUUUAAAGGGCGGGUAUCCGUGGAUACCCGCUCGGAUACCCGCUGAGGCCGACGGAUACCCGCCAGCGGGUGCGGAUGGCCAAUUUUCCGGAAAAAGCAGCCGGAUAUCCGGAUGCAGAGCAACCAUCUCUAACUCCUUGUCUAAGACCGCUUUGAAAUUGAUUGCUAAAGAAGAAGCUUCGGCAUUCAAAACUGAGUUGAAGAAGUAUGUCAAUCCAAAUCUGUGUUCUAAAGGUUUACAUAACCCAAAAGCCGCUCAUGCGGAGUGGAAAUGUCAUAAACUCACAGGUGAACAACGUAUUGCUGCUGGUCCGGCCUCUGGUCAUGUUACUUCAGCCAAAGAGGUGGAGUCCAAUUACGUCAAAGUCUCUGUGUACUUGAACUUCGGUUCUGAUACGUCUAAACCGGUGAUUCUCAAUUUGUGCGCCUCUCAUCAUAUGAUCAAUUAUGAUACUUUAUUUAAGAAAAUCAAAGAAGUUAACAUUGAAAUCAACACCGGUAAUCAUAAACAACGAGUUGUUGCUGUUGCUUCCAGACAAAUUCAAAUCAUCAAUGAUGCUAAAAACUUGAUCACCCUUGAUGAUGUUCUCUUCACCCCUGACCUUAAUCAAUCUCUCAUCUGA
This is a messenger RNA of Puccinia graminis f. sp. tritici CRL 75-36-700-3, 912 nucleotides long. RefSeq lists its product as uncharacterized. NCBI's taxonomy places the organism in Eukaryota, Fungi, Basidiomycota, Pucciniomycetes, Pucciniales, Pucciniaceae. Bases 1 to 912 code for a protein of 303 amino acids. The record is from RefSeq and is a predicted model, not a curated record. The transcript has a single exon.